AUGUCUGUCGUUGUCCAUUCGCAACCGGAUGAUCUCGACGUGCAGUCGACUGUGCUAGACAUCUAUUCCAACCGUUCCACCCCCAAGGGGGUGUUUUUACCCGAGCUAUUGGAGCAGAUCUUUGAACACGUAGCGUUAGAGAACAGCUUGCAUGCAUGCAUGCUCGUCUGUAGAGACUGGCAUACCUGUGCGGCGCGAGUUCUAUGGCAAAAGGUGGUCUUUGAAGAUACGCAAGUGAAUCACUUUGAAAAAUUCGAGGACUUUGCCAGCGUUUUUGCCUCGUGGACUCCUCCAUUGCACACCUUCCGUCGCCUUUUACCGCUUUGUGACAUGGGAGCGUUUCACAAAUUCCAACAUAUCGACGACGAAUGUACCAAUUGCGACCAUGACGAUAGUGAAGUCCUAGCAUUGCAAGCACCAAAGCUAGACCAAGAUGCCGUCAGUCCCAAUAUCGAGUCUUAUCGUCGCGGUUUGCGAUAUUUGUCACUCCGUAAAGUGAAAGACAACACCAUCAACGAGCCACUUACCGCUGUUGCAAGAUACGCUAGACAACUGACCCAUAUCGAUAUGUAUAUUUGCGACUACCUGGCCGAUACUACCGUCAUGGCGUUCAUUACCCCGAAUCUCACCAAUAUUUCGUUCGCGGGAUGUCAUCAAAUCACCGACAUAAGUAUAUCGCUCAUAGCUCAAAGCUGUCCAAAACUGGUCCACCUCGAUUUAAGAGCAUGUGGUGCGGUAUCUGACGUUUCUAUCUCGCAAAUUGCUCAGGCUUGUCCCCGGUUACGACAUCUCAACGUUGGACGUAUUCGAGAAGGCCGUCGCAUCACUUUUGCAUCGAUCAAACUCAUUGCAGAGCUGACAAAUGUUGCUGUGCUAGGUUUAGCUGGAUGCGAUUUAACGGACCAAUGCAUUGAAGUGCUCGCUCAUGCUCGUGGUAGCGGUCUGGAAAGGCUGUCUGUCAACAAUUGUCAUAAACUGACCAAUAGGAGUAUACGUAAAGUGCUGGAGCACUGUCAACGCCUGUCGGUGUUUGAAAUGAAGGAAUGUCAUUUAAUUGACGAUUGGGAAGCCAUUACCGAGCUCGUUCAACGGCAAGUCUUGAUGACUCUCUGUGACCAGCAAAACCGAGCCUGUGUCAAAUGGGCCAAAUCCCAAGGUAAAUCCGUCAAAGUGCGUGCUCCCAUCAAGUAA
Messenger RNA from Umbelopsis ramanniana AG, 1191 nucleotides. RefSeq lists its product as uncharacterized. Gene Ontology annotation, cellular component: SCF ubiquitin ligase complex. The transcript has a single exon. Gene Ontology annotation, molecular function: protein binding. NCBI's taxonomy places the organism in Eukaryota, Fungi, Mucoromycota, Umbelopsidomycetes, Umbelopsidales, Umbelopsidaceae. The coding region runs from base 1 to 1191 and encodes 396 amino acids. Gene Ontology annotation, biological process: SCF-dependent proteasomal ubiquitin-dependent protein catabolic process. The record is from RefSeq and is a predicted model, not a curated record.